CCACUAUUUGUUUAAUUUUGUUUUUGCUUUGUUGGAACGCCCAAUUUUAUCUGUUAAAUUGCUGUUUUUUUUUUACCCAGAGCAGCUAAAACCAAAUCAGAGGAGAGACCGGACUCAUAACUGUGGAUUGUUUUCCUUCUUUUUCAUUAAAAGAAUUUAGGCAUUUGCAAGAAUGCCUCAAUCGAAAUCGAAUAAAGACGUAUAUCUACCUGGGUGGCUUUUAGUUUUCUUUAUUCCUGCCGGAGGCUUCGUAACUUGGGUGGGUUGGUUUUGUUGGUUUUAUGGAGAGACCAGGUAGAGGACAAAACUUGUACGGUUUGGGUUUGAUUAAACAAUAAGUGUACGGGGUGGCUUAAACAAUUGAAACAUUAGCACGUCUCUCACUCAUAUCAAAUUUUUUUAGUUGAAUGCGUUGCGUCGUGCCUGCAAACCCUAGUGGUUCAAUAUUGAGAAGGUCAUAUUUGAUCGGUUUGGGUUUCAAUUUCAAACUGCUUUCAAGUGUAUGAACCGUUGCCAAACCAAUUUGGUUUGGUUUUCCAUGAUCUUUCUUUUGAACGGAAAAAAAAAAAAAAAACCGUUUUGGUUUUACAUAAUCAAAACCGCCUAGACGUAAAAUUCGAUCAAAAUCCCUGGGUUUGUCUCUAUUUAAGGAGGUUCAAAUUGACGGUACCUUCACUCUCUGCAUCUCAGAGUGGCAUGCAUCUCUCACUGUCUCUCUCAAGAUGGAGAAGGCUGUCGAAUCAGGUCAACCUGCCGGACAAACGUGUGUAGUAACUCUCGAUAAUCUUCAGGGCGAGUUCGAUUUCCUCUCUCUCAAGAUGGAGAAGGCUGUUGAGUCAGGCCAACCUGCCAGAGACACGUGUGUAGUUACUCCCGAUAAUCUUCUCAGGUUUUGGGGGCUGGGAGUGGGGGCGGCAGCUUGGAGGGCUUAUGCCCAGUACCGACCUUGAACAUCAGUGUGUUGUAGAAACAUAACUUGUUUGGACGACCUGGGACUUUUAAUUAUGCCUGUUUUCAAUUCGAGAACUAAACGAGGCCGCAGUAUAUGCAGAGUUUGAGUAGUUCAGAAAUAUUACAUUUUCCCUGAUUAUGUGGUUGAUGCACCACAUGGUUUGAAUCAUUGGUUGCUGCUGCCAUGUCCUCAAAAAAAGCGGCGAGGACAACUUACUUUAUUGAUUUGCCGGAGGAGCAACUGCUGGGAUUCAUUCCAACCAAUAAUACUGCUCCAGGCCCUGAUCCUCCUGUAGUGUCUACACUGAAAUCAUUCCGAGAAUUUGCUGAUAUGAUCAGGGUUGAGUUUGGUACUAUGGCAGACUUGCCUUGUGGUUUGGUUCUAGAAGACUUUAUUGGUAAUACCCUGUUUGGCCAAGUGUAUCAGGGAAAAAGUAUUCAGCAACGAGGCUUGGACAACAUCCACAAGGCUAAUGUUAUGGUGAAAGCAUGGAACUAUUGUUUGGGAGAAGUUAGAUCCUUUGCUAACCCUUCUAACAGGUUCUGGAGACAAAUUGCUAAAGGAAGAUUCCACGCAACAUGAAAUGAAGCUACUGACAGUAUCAUCACCCUUGUCAAGCCAUCAUAACAUGGUAAAGUUAAUUGGAAGCUGCCUUGUAAAUGGGCGGCUGGCUGCCGUGUAUGAGCUAGAUCCACUGGAUACCCUGCGUAACCUCCUUCCUCGAGAUGAUUUUGGCUGGUUUUCACGAAUCAAGGUUGCAAUUCAAUUUGCAUGUCUCCUUGAAGCUUUUCAUUCUCAACACCUCAAGCUUCGCAAUAUCUGUGCUGAUAAUUUAGUGCUUGACAAGGUUUGCCAUCUGAAGUUAGUUGACUUCGGUAUGCUUGUUGGUGGAGAUUUUGGUGAUAUUCCCCCGUUUGAAAAAGUGUGGGGGUGUGUUGGCUAUGUGGAUCCAUGUUUUUCCGACACAGGUAAAUUCUUGGAUAAAUCAGAUGUUUUCUCGUACAGUGUUUUACUUUUGGAGCUUGUAACAAAAAGAGCCGCUCAAGAGGAGGAUUAUUUUUAUCUUCACAUUUGGGCCAGGGGAGAGUACGAAACUAGGCCUAAGAAGACCCAGCAUAGGAAGGAUUGCCGACAGUGUCCCCCCGUGGUAGUAGUGCAUGAAAGCUUGAGAGGCAGUACGUGGUUUGAUGCAAAAGAUGGAGCUGCAAUCACUAAAUUGGCAUUGCGCUGUGUUAGUCACGACCUAGACCAAUGACCAACCAUCAAGGAAGUAGUUGAACGUUUGCAACAAUUAGAAUUGGCCAAGGGGACGACGUGCUGUAGGACCGGCUUAGAUUGGAAAUAAAAUUAAAUGGGGCUACUUGGUUUGCUGGCAAAUGGUUAUCCUACUGGAACACAAGCCAGUACAUGUUGAAUUGAAGAUUACUGAAUGUUACACUUGCAUGAAGUUCAAGUACAGGUAUUUGGCGUGAUGCCAUCUAUUUUGAUCGUGCCGUCCGUCCCCGUCUUUCGAGUUGUUUUUGUUCGUAUUUGUUUUUUGCCUUCAUGUCAAUCCCUCAUAUUUUCGUUUUAAGAAAUAUGCUCUGAAACCAAGGGAUUGAAUUGAAAAGGCCUUGCCUUAGUAUUUAACUGUUAGAAUCAUCUGAACUGAAUGUUUUUGGCUCAUAUCGUCAUUCCCCGCCUCCCUUUUCUUUUUAAGCUGGAACAUUGUGGAGAUAAUAGUUACCCCAUUAUUAUUUUUGAAGUACUAUUUUUUGUU
This is a messenger RNA of Rhododendron vialii, 2711 nucleotides long. RefSeq names its product serine/threonine-protein kinase BIK1-like. Gene Ontology annotation, molecular function: ATP binding; protein kinase activity. NCBI's taxonomy places the organism in Eukaryota, Viridiplantae, Streptophyta, Magnoliopsida, Ericales, Ericaceae. The transcript has 8 exons. Gene Ontology annotation, biological process: protein phosphorylation. Gene Ontology annotation, cellular component: plasma membrane. The record is from RefSeq and is a predicted model, not a curated record. The coding region runs from base 1536 to 2207 and encodes 223 amino acids.